Molecule: messenger RNA, 2868 nt
Organism: Hydractinia symbiolongicarpus
Lineage: Eukaryota; Metazoa; Cnidaria; Hydrozoa; Anthoathecata; Hydractiniidae
Product: cytochrome b5 reductase 4-like
Exons: 15
Coding region: 360-1946 (528 amino acids)
Biological process (GO): generation of precursor metabolites and energy; superoxide metabolic process
Cellular component (GO): endoplasmic reticulum
Molecular function (GO): heme binding; oxidoreductase activity
Source: RefSeq, a predicted model, not a curated record
AGUGAAAAUUUUAUUCUUUAUGUUUAACAAGUGCAAAGAAAAAAUUUUUUUCUCGAUUUUCAUCAUUUUUAAAAAGUAGGCGUCAGGUGUUUCUAAUUUACUAAAAUACGUAAGUUACUAAAAAGCAGUUUUGCUAACAGCUCGAAGAAAUUGGUGUCCGAGUGGCGUAGCAGGGUGAAUCAAAGAUAGCCUUUUUUAAAAGAAAAAUUGAUUUCAAGUGCGCUUUUGCUGAAUUAAAAAUCCUGGGGUGCGCAGGAAGCAGAGUAAAAGAUGGCGGACCCGAGCAGUGCAGAGGAACGUAUUCUAAAAAGGAAGGGAGGUAUAAUUCAUCUGUAAAGCCCAAAGAACAAGCAGAAAACAUGUUGGGUGUACCCUCCUUUCCUACGAAAGGAUCGCCCCAACGUCAAGGAAGUGGCCGUAACAAAAUUGCCUUAAAAAAGGGUAGAAGUUUAAUGGAUUGGGUCAAACUUGCGAAUAGUGGACAAGAUUUACAGGGUUUUAUGGGACGAACCAAUUCAGUUACUUUGGAUGAACUUCGAAAACAUAAUAAGGAAGAUGACUGUUGGAUGGCAAUAAGGGGGCGAGUUUAUAAUGUUACACAGUACAUGGAGUAUCAUCCUGGAGGAGUGGAUGAACUUAUGAGAGGAGCUGGUAUGGAUGCAACAGAUCUGUUUGAUGAGGUUCAUAAGUGGGUAAAUUAUAGUUCUAUGUUGGCAAAAUGUUACAUUGGUCCAUUACAAGUGAUGAGUACUUCUUCCAUUAAAAAGACAUCAUUAACUACAAACAAUGUUUUUCUUUCACCCGCUAGAUUGACAGCUACAAAACCAGCUGAAGUUAUUCCAAGAUAUGAUUGGUAUGAAAAGGAGAAUGAACUUUUUCUAUCUAUAUACACAAAAAGCAAGGUUGUUCAUCCAAGUGAUGUCAUUGUUGACUGCAGUGAUGGGAAAAAAUUGGACAUCAAAGUUUUAUUUGGCGAAAAAUAUUAUCGGAUACAUUUAGAUUUGACUGAACGCGUAGCCUCUGUUGCUAUUAAAGCUGUUACUGGAAAUAAAAUUGACAUUUUAUUGCAAAAACAAGACAGAAGCUAUAGCUGGAAACAACUGGGUGUUGGCUUAGAAGGCCACAACAAACUACACCAAGAGUCUCAAAGAGAGUUGAUUUUUAGAAGAUGUAAAAUAUUAUCGAUAUUAAAUGUGACGCACGAUAUCAAACUCUACCAGCUUGCAUUUCCUGAAAAUGUUCAAUAUGAAACACCAAUUGGUCACCAUGUGAUUGUGAAGGACACGGUUGAAGGCAUGGAGAUCUCCCGAAGUUACACUGUAGUCUCACCAAGCCUUAGAGAAUCUAUCGAAAACAAAUCUUUGUAUUUGAUGAUCAAACAUUAUCCUGAUGGAACUCUCACACCAAAUCUAAAAGCUUUAUGUGAAGGCGAUCACAUGGUUGUGAGUGAUAGCACUGGUAAUUUUAAAAGAUCGCGGUUAAAAGAUGCGGCGAAUGUAUACCUGAUUGCUGCAGGAACAGGCUUUACUCCAAUGAUUCGGCUGAUAAAUAUUUAUUUGCAUGGCGACGAAUUAAACAAUAGCAGUGGCGUCAAAUUACUUUUUGCAAACAAAACAGAAGAAGACAUCAUAUGGAAAGAUCAACUCGAUAAUUUAGCGCAAGAACUACCUGAUAGAUUUAGUGUACAGUAUAUCUUAAGCCGGCCAAGCGAAAAAUGGACAGGCUUGAAAGGAAGAGUAGAUAGAGAUUUGUUAAAAGAAUUUGCGACAAGUGAUUGGUCUGCUGUAUCUAAACAACAAAGUCCUGUCAUUCAAAGAGUGGAAGCUUCAUCUGGUUUGGACCAGUUGUUUGCUAUUUGUGGACCAGAUGAGUUUACUUCUACAGUAAAAAGUUUGUUAUUACAAUUGGAAAUAAAAGAAGAGAGUAUUCAUUGUUUUUUGGGUUGACUGGUUAGGAUAUGAUACCACGUGAUCUGAUACCAGUGAAAACGCUGUGAUGGACCUUCAUAUAGACACCAAAAUGAACGUCUGGAAACAUAUACAGUAUUGUGAGGGCACCAGAAGGGCACUUGUUUUCAGUCCGCGGUUUAAUACAUUCAGGCAAUGAAUAAGUUUGAAAAAUAGUGUUUUUAUGUGAAGUCACUUCGCUGAUGCAGCUUCUGUAUAAUAUGAUAGAUGUUUACUAGUAAAAACGUUUUUAACAACACGAACAUAAUAAAUUUUUAACAUUUUAUUUUUUUAAAUUAUGAACAGUAUUUAUUUUAUUAACUAGUACAAUUUUAAAAUUCAAAAAUAUUUCGAUAUGAUUUUCCGAAUUUUGUAGUGUGAAUAAUUUUAAUUCCCAAAAGAAAUUGUGUAAAACAGAGAUAAAGAUAAAGUGAACAGCACCCUUAAAUGUUAUGCAAUAACCUGUAAAAAACUAGUCGUUGCCCGUGGAAAAAUCCACUGAGCCGCCCGUCCUUUAUAUUUACCCGUCGCAACAAACUGGAUAAAAAUAUAUCGCAUUUAAUAUUCGUGUUUCCGUAACAUCAUUUUCUAACUCAGCGGGGGUUCCGCGCAGACAGACAGACGAUGGCUAUUAUUAUAGAGACAAGAGUUAUCAAAAUUGAAAUAAAGGCAGUCGAAUAUUCGAAUUAAUAUAGCUACACUUGUACAGGUUAUAGACUCGAUUACGUACUCACUGGACGUUUAGGGAGUCCUAAGUUGAACGUUAAUUCAACGUAAGGAGAGGCGGAGUCACAGAAUUUUUAGUUUCAGGGCGACACAAAUUUAUGGAUUUUUUUACGUUCAGAUACUAAAGGCGUCUUCUGAGGAUGUUUUAAAAUUUCAAUGCACUUUAAAUUUUAGGACUAAUAAAAGUAUAACAAUA